AUGAGGCUCGUCAGUUCAGCCUUCCUGUCUGCCCUGGUGCUCGUGCCACGACGCGGCGCCGACGCUGCACAACCGGCACAAGCAAAGGCUGACACGAUUAACUGUCUCAUUGAGCUUAAUGCCGCGAGGGCCAAGGCGGACCUUGAUCCCUUCAGCACAGAGCAAACGGCCGCAAAGAAACUGCCCAUCGAAGAACAGGGAUACAAAGACGCAGUGGGGGAAGUCACCCACAACGGUGGAAGUUACGCAAGAGACGGCACCUACGCCUACGCACCACAAGAGGGAACUACAGGAAACUGCACGGCUGCAGUCCGCCACUGGGCAGAAGCAUACGUGAAUUUCGGAGAUGACCCUCCUCCUGUUUACACAAAUGACAGCACCGGAGUGUACGCUGAUGUUCGUAACAGGUCCUUCGUGGCUCUUUUCAAUCCGAAAAAGAGCGCCACAAUCGACUGUGCCUACUUCUCUUGUCCCAUCUCUACUGAAGAAACUCCAAAUGGAAACGGAGGUUCAAGUAACGGCGGAGGAAGCGGCAGCGGAUCAGGCGGCAACGGAGCAGGCGGCAAUGGAGCGUUAAACGGCCGAUCACAAGAAAGUGAACACCACACACCAACUGAUCUAGAGGGACAGUCUGAGGAAGACGAGGCAGCCCCUUUUGCCUUCCCUGUAUCCGAAGAAACAGGCAGCAGGCAGCUUCAGGAAGACCAGAAGGAUGAAGCGGCUGAUUCAGCCCAAAAGCAGCCACCUAGACGCCUCUCAACUUCCACACAGUUCGUAAGGGGCCUCGUGUGUCUUACGAAUCCGCCAGCCCUGGUUUCGGGACAAAUGCCUUUUACUAUGACUUUUGUGCUGUCUGACCUUUUGUAA
Messenger RNA from Eimeria necatrix, 867 nucleotides. Its product is annotated as SAG family member. The record is from RefSeq and is a predicted model, not a curated record. The coding region runs from base 1 to 867 and encodes 288 amino acids. The transcript has 4 exons. Lineage: Eukaryota; Apicomplexa; Conoidasida; Eucoccidiorida; Eimeriidae.